GAUAUUCAACUCCCGCCCUUUCUCCUCACAUGUCUCAAACAUUAAUGCGCUGGCCACUUCUCCUGUGAUCAUUUAGCUCGCUUCUUUUGCCAGUCCUUCGUGGAGAACAACACUCGGUAAGAGGAAAUACACAAAGCUGACUAGUUGUGGUUUAAUGAAGCUUCUUUGGACGAAACGGAGUGUCUUCUUCACUGGCGGAAGGGUAAAAUUUAGGCAGACUGCCAGAGAAAAGCAACGUAGUUAACUUAUUUGGAGCAGCCAGUUUUAUGCUGUUUGCUUUUCAACCCUAAACCAGAUGUUGUCUUGCUUUUAAAUGUGAAUUUGAUUGCAGUGAAACCUAAUCUACUGAUGUUUGAUUUACACCUUUUCAAACAUAUGUGUAUUGUUUUUCUUUAUAUAAUCAAAGAAAUGGUCGAGUUUUAUUGCGAUUAGAGUUUUAAUCUACUUGCUUCUUCCAGUUUUUGUUUAUGAAUAAGAGUUAAUGCAAAGUAUAGGUAUUCCUCUUUGAGCAGAUGUGAAUAGCAUGCACACUGUAGGCUUACUGUAACUCUGCAAACAAAACCUCAAAUCUCGUUAUUAGAUUGCACUUAGAUCUUCCUUACUUUUCUUUCUCUCACCUCUUAUGUGCCUCUGAUGUGCCUCUCUCAUUACAAGGUUGUACUGUGGUUGUGUCUUUCAUUUUGCACACCUGCUAAUAAUGUCCCAAAUGCUACCAUCUGUCUUUUAUCAAACAUCUGCUCCAGCCCUCACAGUUGCUGUAAACAAAGAGUCAUGGUUCAAGCAAAGAGCUGGGUCCUGGUCAAGCACUUCGACGGCUUCCCGAAGAGCAGCGACUUUGAGCUCAGGGUUGAGGACCUUCCUGAACCCAAGGAUGGAGGUUAGAUGAUGCCUGUCUCUGAUUUGCAGCACUUGAAUUAAGUCUGAGUGCACUUGAACUCUGUUUUUUUUUUUUAUCUCUUUUUGUUUCAGAGGUCCUCUUGGAAGCGGUGUUUCUCAGUGUCGACCCAUAUAUGAGGUGAGAAGAAUAAUCCAUCCAAAAACAUCCUGUUUCUUAUUGUGAAAUUUUGCUUUCUACAGCACAAAAUCUGUUGGGAUAAAAAAGUAAAAAUAUGAUAUGUUUGUGUUUCCAGGCCGUUCAGUGCAUUUCGCAUGCAAGAAGGCGACGUGAUGAUUGGAACUCAAGUGGCCAAGUAAGAAAACAAACCUACACCCACACACACACACAAAGUUUUCUUAUCUGUUCUGCUGUAUCCUGCAAACAGGUCCAGUCCUGCACCUGCAGAUGAUUACUGCUGCCUUUGAUUCACAGACACAGUAACCACACGGAAAAACCAAGAAAUGUCCUUGGCUGGAAGAUCAAACCCUGUUUUUGUUGAUAAUCAUGCUAAAUAAAUUACUUAGAAACCAGAAGAAUCUGUUUUGAAAGCCAGAUGUCUUUUUCUUGCUUUAGUUGUCAAAGACCAGACUUAGUCAACAUGCUGCAGUCGUCUGGAACACCACAACAGAUAAACUCAUAAAGUCUUCAUCUGUUUUUGUGUCUUGUCUUUCUGCAGAGUGAUUCAAAGUAAGAACCCAACGUUCCCCAUGGGGAGCCAUGUUGUUAGUCGCUGCGGCUGGAGAACCCACUCCCUCAGCAAUGGGACCGACCUCAUUCCUGUAAUGCCUGACUGGCCGCAGGACGUCUCACUGUCCUUGGCACUGGGUACCGUUGGCAUGCCGGGGUAAGACACAUGUUACACACAUAACGCUGAACGCAUAGAGGAGUAACAUCUGGUAGCCAGAAGUUAAAGUGCGAGUCAUUUUCUCACGGGUAGUUUACUUUCAAUUGUUUGAAUUUUUUUUCUUCUCUGUGUUUACGACAGUUUGACAGACAUUUGGUGCUUGAAGAGGAAGUAAAAGAUUCCAACAUAAGAACUCUUAAAAGAAACAGGAAGUCAACUUAGAAAGUGUAAACAGCCCAGUUAAGCUGUUCUAAUGAGUGGGAAGGAGUUUGUUUCACAUCGACUUUGACAGUGGACUUUGUACUAAAUAAAGGAAUUUCUAGGUAGAUUCUACAAAAUCAAUAUUGUCACUUUAGGGUCUAUAAAGGUCCUUACACAUCGGGGCCGACGCGACUAUAGAACACAAAAUUACAAAAUAUUCCGAGGCGAGUUUUGACGUGCCUGACUAUACACAUCAAGCCCGAUGCGAUUUUGCAACUUUUCGGACGCAUCAUGGGGAAUAUUUUGCUGGGGAAAGCCCCGCCUCCUUCACCUCUGAUUGGCUAGAAAAGCUGGAAACGUCAUUACAUGCUCAAGCCAAAUGGUCAGCACUGAUAGCCAAUCAGAGGAGAAAAGAUAACCACAUGAAACUAUGGUAACAACCGUUAGCUUACGUUAAAACAAAGAUGUGUAGCAAACUGUUAAAGCACACAAACCAUCGUCAUAUGAGAAAUCCGACGCUAUGACUCUCCACAAGUUGUCCUUCAGGUCGUUAUCUUUGUAAUAUUUGUGUCUUUUAUCAAAAACCACUCUGUUCUCCGACACGUAAACAAUCAGCCGGUCGGCCAUGUUGGAUAUACUGGUGAAUCUGACGUCGCAACAACACGCAAUCUGAUUGGUCAGAAGUGGACACACAGUAUGCGAAACUUCGACCGUAAUCCGAAAAAAUAAAUGCCGCAAUAUCGCAGGACAGGAAAACUUCGCUGAUGUGAACGCUUGUAUUGACAUGAUACGGGUUCGGAAAAAAAUAUUGACGUCCGAAAUAAUCGCACGAAAAAAAACGGUCUCGGUGUGAAAGGACCUUUUGUCCCAUAAAGCAGUGUUCAAAAUUAACUUCUUGACUCAAGUCUUUAUUUUCUCUCUCAAAAAAAAAACUUAUUUAUUAAACAAAGUAGAAGAAUGAAGUUUUUAAAGACCCAAAUCUCGGUGAAUCUGAUUCAUCUAAAGAGCUUUUUGGGAGGUGGGAAAUAAACCUGUGAGGCUCCAGAUGUUUUGUCUUGUCAGUGAUUGAAGUCACCUUAAACAAUCAUGACUUCGCGGUUAUAAACAGUUUACAUCCUGAGGAGCAAAGAAGGACAAAAUCCUUCUUUCUUUUUCGGAUUUGUUGUCUUUAACUUGUUUUUCCUCCAUUACAGACUGACAGCUCUGUACGGGAUUGAAGAAGUCUUGGGCCUCAAGAAAGGCGAGACCCUCCUUGUGAACGCUGCAGCGGGGGCGGUGGGCUCCGUGGUGGGCCAGAUCGCUAAAAUCAAAGGCUGUAAGGUGGUUGGCUCAGCCGGGUCUGAUGCAAAGGUGGCUUACCUCAAAGAACUGGGCUUCGAUGAGGCUUUUAACUACAAGACGGUUGGCUCUCUGGAGGAGGCGCUGAAGAAGGGGUCUCCAGGGGGAUACGACUGCUUCUUUGAAAACGUGAGCAGUGCUAGUCUCAGAUCUUCAGAGUGUCCCUGGAUGUUGAAAAUGUCUGUAUUCCUGUUCACUAAGUGGUUUAACUCUGUUUGAUUUUAGGUUGGAGGGGCUUUUUCAAGCGUUGCCUUGAAUCAGAUGAAGGACUUUGGAAGAAUAGCUGUAUGUGGAGCUAUUUCUACGUACAAUGACAGCAACCCCCAAACAGGUGCGUGAGUCCUUGCUACAUAAUGUGUAUUCGUGUCUCUGUAAAACUACGAUUUCAGUGGAAAGAAAGAGUAUAGAUACAGUCUCAUUCAGAUGAUUUUCUGUCACUAGAGGGCGCCCCUGCGUUUCUAACAUGACAAACAGACCUUACCCUCGACUCUUUGUACCCUGUAAUAACUUUUCAAUGUUCUCCCUCUCUCUUCUUCAGGCCCAUACCCUCAUUUUAUCAUGAUCGUCAAGCAGCUCAAGAUGGAGGGCUUCAUGCAGACCAGGUGGGAGCACAAGCACCCCGAGUCCCUGAAGAGGCUGAUGGGAUGGCUUAAGGAGGUAAGUGACAGAAAUCAAUUUAUGAUCAUUUGAACUCUCUCUGUCUAAUUGUUUGCCACAAGAUUGUAGAGUUGUCCUGAUUUCUGCUCGGCUUUUACCUUUGUAUGUUGGCAGGGUAAACUGAAGAGUCGGGAGCACGUCACAAAAGGCUUUGAAAACAUGCCGGCUGCUUUUAUGGGGUUGCUGCAGGGAGACAACAUCGGCAAGGCUGUUGUCGCAGUCUGAUGUGGGACGCAGGAUCUGGAGAAAUCAUUGUUAUUGAUGAUUUACAUGAUAUUACAGAUUACAUACAUGAAGGACUGAGCAACAUAUAAUUACAAAUAACCAAACAUAAUCACAUAUUGACGCUGUAAAAGGUGACAUAGGCAUUAAAACAAGAAGGGCUGUAAGCACUACUGUCUAGAAACACAGUAAUGAAGGCAAUAAAAUGUGAAUUAUAGUUUUGAGCACUUAGAUAAGGAGACCUGUUAUUUUCAUCUUUUAGUAUGUCAGUCUGGGACACAUAUAGAGUAGCUUUUUAGCUCAAAUAACUCAUUGUUCCUAAACUGGCACCUCUGAAAAACCUGAUUUCAGCACCACCCAGUCUCUGCCCAGAGCGCCUCAUUUUGACCAAGUCAGACAGCUUGUUGAUGUUACUUUUUACACGGUUUUGUAGACACAGAUAGCCAAAAAUAAUGCCUGUAUUGAAAACUGGAGGCAAGAAGAUACUCCUAGCCUAGCCCCUAAUGUAACCCUGUUAGCAUAUAUUAGUUAUCGUUUUACUAGCUGCUGUGUUUAUGUUACUUACAGCUUGUAUUCCCGAACAUUUAGUGCUUAACAGAUUGAGCAGUCCCAAGGUUCAGUAGCAGUUGCGUCCAGGGUUUUACUGGCCUCUGUUUACAAAGGAGGUAUCGGUGAAGUGGCGAGCACAAACAGUCGUGACUUGGCUGUUGUCCUGAAGACAGAAGCAUUAAUUUGUCCUAAUAGGGCAGCACAACCUCACAUCAGGCUGCAGCCAUAUCUCAAAACGAGCUGUUGUUUACCAUCUCCCAUUCUUGCCAUGUGAGACUUUGAACAUCCAACUCUGUAGUGUGUUAAAUUAUAAAUCAGUGCUAUCAGGUCUCCAUUCACAUUAGAGAGUUCUCCCAAGGUUAGUUUUGAGAUAUUUUUUCAAAAAUUGUUUACAAUUUCAAAAAUAGAGACAAAAAUUUGACACUUGACUUUCAGAAAAAUAAGUAUUAAAGAUAAAAAUCUUUGCAUUUCCUCCUCAUGUUGGUAAUGGCAUGUUUUGACCACUAUCCAGACAACAGUCUCCAUACUGUACAAGACUGAGUUUAAUACUUGAUACAUGUGUCAUUGUAUUGUUUAACAUGUGAUUUUCUAAAAGGAAUAAAAAUUGGAUGCUUUUUAA
Messenger RNA from Xyrichtys novacula (pearly razorfish), 5307 nucleotides. The record is from the annotation of a GenBank genome assembly. NCBI's taxonomy places the organism in Eukaryota, Metazoa, Chordata, Actinopteri, Labriformes, Labridae.